Molecule: messenger RNA, 3169 nt
Organism: Hippocampus comes (tiger tail seahorse)
Lineage: Eukaryota; Metazoa; Chordata; Actinopteri; Syngnathiformes; Syngnathidae
Gene: wdr24
Product: WD repeat domain 24
Exons: 11
Coding region: 466-2826 (786 amino acids)
Biological process (GO): cellular response to amino acid starvation; positive regulation of macroautophagy; positive regulation of TORC1 signaling
Cellular component (GO): vacuolar membrane; GATOR2 complex; cytosol
Molecular function (GO): protein binding
Source: RefSeq, a predicted model, not a curated record
ACCGAACACACAAACUUAGUGAAAAUAUUUGGAUAAUGUUUCCGCAUGACUCGGACCGAACUCUCGCGAGAGUUUCGUUCUGUUAUUAUUUCCGGCAAUGUGUGCAAAUGAUCGCUGAGCGUGUUUGCUGAGGUUUCAGCAUGGUGUUUUUUUUUCUUUUUGUCCCUCGUUCUUUGCUCUCAUGCACCUCGGAUAUUUGAACAAUUUUACAGUUGCGUUAUUUUUUGCAGUGUUCGUGAGACCGAGUCAGGUCGCAUGCGUUUGCUCGGUUUAGCUAGCCAGCAUUAGCAUUCCAUUCCAGUCAUCUUUAUGGAAAUGCAAAGCCUUGAGCUAUUUCCAGACACUGGACCUCAACCCCCAAACAUGAAGAGCCUCCAGCAAGUUGCCUCUCAUGGGAGAGCAUGAAGUGGAUUCUGAGCUGCUGCAAAAGUUGAAGGGGUCAGAGGUUCUUCGCCAAGUUGGAACAUGGAGAAGAUGUCCCGGGUCACCACGGCCCUGAGCAGCAGCGCCAUCAGCGGUCGAACCAUGUUCUGCCACUUGGACGCCCCCGCCAACGCCAUCAGCGUGUGCCGCGACGCCACGCAGGUGGUGGUGGCCGGCCGCAACAUCUUCAAGAUCUACGCGCUGGAGGAGGAGCAGUUUGUGGAGAAGCUGAACCUGCGCGUGGGCCGCAAGCCGUCGCUCAACCUCAGCUGCGCCGACGUCAUGUGGCACCAGAUGGAGGAGAACCUGCUGGCCACCGCCGCCACCAACGGCGCCGUGGUGACGUGGAACCUGGGCAAGCCGUCUCGCAACAAGCAGGACCAGCUGUUUACCGAGCACAAGCGGACGGUCAACAAGGUGUGCUUCCACCCCACCGAGGUCUACAUGCUGCUGAGCGGCUCCCAGGACGGCUUCAUGAAGUGCUUCGACCUGCGCAAGAAGGAGUCGGUUAGUACGUUCUCAGGUCAGUCGGAGAGUGUGCGGGACGUCCAGUUCAGCAUGAAGGAUUAUUUCACCUUCGCCGCUUCUUUUGAGAACGGCAACGUGCAGCUGUGGGACAUCCGACGGCCCGACCGCUACGAGCGAAUGUUCACCGCCCACACGGGCCCCGUCUUCUGCUGCGACUGGCAUCCCGACGACAGGGGCUGGUUGGCCACGGGGGGCAGGGACAAAAUGGUGAAGGUGUGGGACAUGACCACAAACCGGGCCAAAGAGAUCUACUGCGUGCAAACCAUCGCCUCGGUGGCGCGAGUCAAGUGGCGUCCGGAGCGCAAGUUCCACCUGGCCACCUGCUCCAUGAUGGUGGAUCACAACAUUUACGUGUGGGACGUGCGUCGGCCGUUCAUCCCCUUCGCCACCUUCGAGGAGCACAAGGACGUGACCACGGGCAUCGUGUGGCGCCACCAGCACGAGCCUCACUUCCUGCUCUCGGGCUCCAAGGACAGCACGCUUUACCAGCACAUGUUCAAGGACGCCACGCGGCCCGUGGACAAGGCCAACCCCGAGGGCCUUUGCUUCGGCCUGUUCGGCGACCUGGCCUUCGCCGCCAAGGAGAGUCUGAUCAGCGGCGACGCUAACAGGAAGCCUUACCCCGGCGGCGACCGCCGCUACCCCAUCUUCUUCUUCAAGAAGCCCGACCCCACCGAACAGUUUGCGCACGUGUCCAGCGCCCUCAGCGUCUUUGAGACCGACUUGGACAGCAAUCGCAUGGACUGGUUCGUUCGGACGGCGCAACUCUACCUCCUCGGCGGCAAGCCGUUCGCCGAGCUGUGCGAUCACAACGCCGAGGUGGCCCGCGAGCUCAAAAGGCCUCAGGUAUCCACAACCUGGACCAUGCUGAGAAUCAUGUUCUCCGACCCGGCAAACAUCGCCACGUCCGGUCCCAACCACCUCAGUAAACUCGGCACCUUACCGCUCAUGAACAGCUUCAAUCUGAAGGAGAUCGGAUCCGGCAUCGGGAAUGAGAGCAGGCUGGAGCGCAACAAAGGCGACAUCAGACAGGACAAUGUCCACUUGGAACCUGAAAACAUCAGCAAUAAUAAUGAAGAAAACGAGGAGACGGAGGGCAGCGAGGGCCAAGCCGAGUACAUGUUUGGUGACGCCGAGCUGGAUGACGACGAUCUUUAUUCAAUGGAACACGACAAUCAAACAGAGGAGCAGGAGUGCACGCUCCCCCAGGAAGCCUUCCAGCUGCGCCACGACAUCCUGGACAACCCGUCGGCCCCCGAGCACCUUCAGCAGGACAAGGCCGACUCGCCGCACGUCAGCGGCAACGAGGCCGAAGUCACGUGCCUGACGCCCAUCGAGUCCUUCUCGCUCAUCUCCAUCUCGCAGCCGCUCUUCACGCCCGACCUGCCCGCCAGCUUCUUCUGCCCCAUCGUGCGCGAGAUGCUCAGCUACUACGCCGAGAAGGGCGACGUGCAGAUGGCCGUGUCCGCGCUCAUCGUCUUGGGGGAGCGCAUCCGCAAAGAGAUCGAUGACCUGACGCAGGAGCACUGGUACACGUCCUACAUCGACCUGCUGCAGCGCUUCGAGUUGUGGAACGUGUCCAACGAGGUGAUCAAGCUGAGCACGUGCGGCGCCAUCACCUGCCUGAAUCAGACCUCCACCACGCUGCACAUCAACUGCAGCAACUGCAAGCGGCCCAUGAACAGCAGGGGCUGGAUUUGCGACAGGUGCCACCAGUGUGCCAGCGUGUGCGCGGUGUGCCACCACGUGGUCAAGGGUCUCUUCGUGUGGUGUCAGGGCUGCAGUCACGGCGGCCACCUGGAGCACAUCAUCAACUGGCUCAAGAGCAGCCCGCACUGCCCGGCGGGAUGCGGACAUUUGUGUGAGUACACCUGAGCUCGCCGCGGACGGGGCCGGCGAACACGCGCGCGCAAACGAAUAACGACCUCACCCUUCCUCGACUCGAGGCUUUGCUCACUUGGCGGCGCUGGCUGCCUUUCACCUUAAGACUGAAGCAACAAUCAAAACGGAAUCACACUUGUACUUGAAUGUGCGGAUUUGUAAAGAAAACACAUGUGAUUGAAGAAGAGUUUUUUCCAGACAACUGUACAUUUGACAUCCAGGUUUUUUUUUUUUUUCAAAGUCCCUUUGUGUGUGAGCAGAGCACAAUCAACACACGAUGCCGUCGGAAAUUGCGUCUUUCUAUGCAACUAAGCAAUACACAUUGAAUGGAAAACUG